Messenger RNA from Durotheca rogersii, 643 nucleotides. Its product is annotated as methyltransferase TYW3-domain-containing protein. The transcript is spliced from 2 exons. The coding region runs from base 83 to 640 and encodes 185 amino acids. The record is from RefSeq and is a predicted model, not a curated record. NCBI's taxonomy places the organism in Eukaryota, Fungi, Ascomycota, Sordariomycetes, Xylariales, Xylariaceae.
GGAUGAGGGGGGGGACGAGGACGAGGAGGCCGCGCUAGGAGAGGUCGCGGCUGCGCGCCUGGUCCACUUCAAGUUUGAGCCGAUGAUCCUCCACGUGCUGACCGCGUCGCCGGAGCACGCGCAGCUGCUCCUCCGGUGCGGCCUGCAGGCCGGCUUCCGCGAGAGCGGCGCCAUCAACCUGGUCCCGUCCGCCGCCAUCGCCGCAUCUGAAGGCCAGGCGACGCCGAUGGUGGCCAUCCGGUCCGCCGGGCUCGCGUUCGAGUCGCUGGUCGGAUUCUGUCGGCCCGGGACUGGCGUUAACGACGGCGACGCAGUCGGCCGGAUCCGCUGCACUGUGUCCCCGGCGUACCUGCGGACGCUGGUCCGGCUCGCCAACGCGCGGUUCGUCGAGAACGCCCGCCGGAUCGAGAGGUUCCUAGACGCGCUCGCGGAGGCGACUGGCGCGAGUCCGGGUGAGAGAGCAGGGGAGCGGUGGGAGGACGCGCAGGUCCGGAAGGAGAGGAAGAAGGCGGAGGGGUUGCAAAGGAGGGAGGAGCUGCGGCGGCAGCAGCGAGAGUGUAAGCGAGAUGGUGAUGCUAUUACUAUUGUCCCGAAAGAUGCUGGGGUGGAAGACAUGACCCUCGGUGUAGGCUUUACGUAGCAU